Molecule: messenger RNA, 3407 nt
Organism: Zootoca vivipara (common lizard)
Lineage: Eukaryota; Metazoa; Chordata; Lepidosauria; Squamata; Lacertidae
Product: cytochrome P450 2J2-like
Biological process (GO): xenobiotic metabolic process
Cellular component (GO): cytoplasm; intracellular membrane-bounded organelle
Molecular function (GO): iron ion binding; heme binding; oxidoreductase activity, acting on paired donors, with incorporation or reduction of molecular oxygen, reduced flavin or flavoprotein as one donor, and incorporation of one atom of oxygen
Source: RefSeq, a predicted model, not a curated record
UGCAGAAUUUGUCUUAGUUUAUUACAUGGGUAUUUCUAUAAAAUAGGCCAGCUUUGUUGCUUUACACAAUGCCUACCAGAACCUCACUUUCUAUUCCCAUUUAUAAUUCAGAAAUUUCAUCACUGCUUCAUGCAAAAGUUUUGGCUGUCCCAUAUAGAAUUUACAUCAGGUGGUCCCAGAAUUUCCUUCACUUUACAAUAUCAGCUAAAAGUGAGAUUUCCCAAAUAUUUGUGUCACAGAAUAAGUCUUAAGAUAGCCUGGAUUCUAACUGCAAUUCAUAUAAAUCAGGCAUGUCCAACAGGUAGAUCCCCUGCUGAACCUGGUUGAUCGCGGGAUGAAUCAAAGUGGGCAAUGAAUGUCCGUAUCCUCCUCAAAAGUCUGGUCCGUCCACCCCUAGAUAAGCUCGACAACUCUGGGCAAUCCUACCCGUCCACCCACCCCACGCAUGCUCCUCCUCCCUUCAAUGAUAAUGGGUAGAUCACUGCCAGUUUUUUUAUACUGGGAGUAGAUCACGGUCUCUUGGGAGUUCGAUGUGCCUGAUAUAAAUCACACUCACUUCCUCUCAUUUGCGUGACCUGUAUAACAAGAAUGAUGAUAUUACAUGACUUGAAAUCACAUUCCAAGGCUACUUACAUAUGGUGUCACACCCCUUGUUGCUUAUUUGUUUUUUAAUAACUGAGCAUAUAUAAACAGAGAGUACUGCUAAUUUCUCUGAGGAAAGUAAAAGCCCUUAGAGAAAGUGAGGCAACCUAAGGAGAAAGAGACAGCAAGAGAAGGAUGGAGAUAUGGACAUUUUUUAUUGCUCUGCUGGUGGUUCUACUGAUUUUGCACUACCUGAAACAGCUUUGGUCACGCAGGCAUUACCCUCCAGGACCUCUCCAGCUUCCUCUCGUGGGAGCCAUGUGGCUGUUUGGAUUCAAGAUUCAUGAAAAUACUUUUGUUCAGCUGGGAAAGCAACACGGAAAUAUUUUCACCCUAUGGAUAGGACAUCUACCCAUUGUAGUACUGUCUGGAUUCCAAGCAGUGAAAGAAGCUCUCAUUGACCACUCUGAAGAACUAGACGAGCGACCAGAGACUCCUUUCCUUAUGAAAAUAGGAGAAGGAAACGGUAUUGCAUUUUCAAAUGGUCACACCUGGAGGCAACAGAGACGCUUUGGUGUAGUUACUAUGCGGAAGCUGGGGCUGGGGAAGAAAGGCAUGGAGCACCAAUUAGCAGAGGAGGCCCAUCAGCUCGUGGAGGUUUUUGCACGUUCAAAGGGUCAACCAUUUGACCCCUCCAUGCCCAUCUCUAAUUCAGUUUCCAACGUGAUAUGUGCUGUGGCUUUUGGGCACCGGUUUGCUCUUGAAGAUGAAAGGUUCCAGAAGCUGAUGGAAGCAAUGGAUUUUCUCCUAAAAUUUUUAUGUAGCUUCUUUCAUGCUCUUUAUGAAAUGCUCCCAUGGCUCAUGAAACAUCUCCCAGGGCCCCACAAGAAGGCCUUGUCCUGCAGAGAGAUGGUGGUUUCAUUUGCAAAGGAGGAGAUAGAGAAGCAUAAGGAGAAUCAGUCUCUGCAUGAGCCACAGGAUUUCAUUGAUUUCUAUCUGCUUCAGAUGGAGAAAAGCAGGAAUGACCCAGAGUCCACCUAUGCUGAAGAGAAUUUGGCUCAGUGCAUUACUGAGCUCUUCAUAGCAGGGUCAGACACAACCACGGGUUCUCUGAAAUGGGCACUUCUCCUCCUGGCAAGUCAUCCAGAUAUCCAAGAUAAAAUGCACAAGGAAAUAGAAGAUGUCAUAGGUUCUGCUCACUCAAUUGGCUAUCAAGAUAAGAAGAAACUGCCCUACACCAAUGCUGUGAUUCAUGAAAUGCAGCGCUUUAAAUAUGUCCUUUUUGUUGGGUUGCCUAGGCAAUGUACAAAGGAUGUGAAGCUGUGUGGUUUUCUCAUUCCCAAGGGGACUAUGAUUUUUCCUGAUCUGCGCUCUGUUCUUUGUGAUCCCACACGAUGGGAGACACCUGCAGAGUUCAACCCAAAUCAUUUCUUGGACAAGGAUGGACAAUUUGUGGACAGAGAAGAAUACCUGCCAUUUGGUGCAGGGGCUCGCAUUUGUUUGGGAAUGGAGCUGGCAAAGAUCGAAAUAUUCAUCUUCCUGACCAGCCUGCUGAGGGUAUUCAGUUUCCAGCUGCCAGAAGGAGUCCAAGAACUCAAGAAAGAGGCUAUAAUAGGGGCUACAACACACCCUCAUCCUUAUAAACUCUGUGCACUUUGGUCACGCAGGCAUUACCCUCCAGGACCUCUCCAGCUUCCUCUCGUGGGAGCCAUGUGGCUGUUUGGAUUCAAGAUUCAUGAAAAUAGUCUCGUUCAGUUGAAGCUGGGAAAGCAACACGGAAAUAUUUUCACCCUAUGGAUAGGACAUCUACCCAUUGUAGUACUAUCUGGAUUCCAAGCAAUGAAAGAAGCUCUCAUUGACCACUCUGAAGAAUUAGACGAGCGACCAGAGACUCCUUUCGUUAUGAAAAUAGGAGAAGGAAACGGUAUUGCAUUUUCAAAUGGUCACACCUGGAGGCAACAGAGACGCUUUGGUGUAGUUACUAUGCGGAAUCUGGGGCUGGGGAAGAAAGGCAUGGAGCACCAAGUAGCCGAGGAGGCCCAUAAUCUCGUGGAGGUUUUUGCACGUUCAAAGGGUCAACCACUUGACCCCUCCAUGCCCAUCUCUAAUUCAGUUUCCAACGUGAUAUGUGCUGUGGCUUUUGGGCACCGGUUUGCUCUUGAAGAUGAAAGGUUCCAGAAGCUGAUGGAAGCCAUGAAUUUUUUCCUAAAUUUUUUAUGUAGCUUCUUUCAUGCUCUUUAUGAAAUGCUCCCAUGGCUCAUGAAACAUCUCCCAGGGCCCCACAAGAAGGCCUUGUCCUGCAGAGAGAUGGUGAUUUCAUUUGCAAAGGAGGAGAUAGAGAAGCAUAAGGAGAAUCAGUCUCUGCAUGACCCACAGGAUUUCAUUGAUUUCUAUCUGCUUCAGAUGGAGAAAAGCAGGAAUGACCCAGAGUCCACCUAUGCUGAAGAGAAUUUGGCUCAAUGCAUUACUGAGCUCUUCAUAGCAGGGUCAGACACAACCACGGGUUCUCUGAAAUGGGCACUUCUCCUCCUGGCAAGUCAUCCAGAUAUCCAAGGUGAGAGAGGAGAGCCAGGACUUCUCUUGACCACUGUGGUGGACCAUAAUUCUUUAAAGGUUUCAUAUCGGAAAGAGUUAAAAGUGAGUUUAUGAUGUAAAUUAUGGAAGGCAAACGAGAUUGAAAUAAGCUAAAUGUUGUUGACUUACAUGUCUGGAAAGAUAGUUUUUCCCACCAACAUUUUCCUACAUAGUUUCUGGAACCUAUAAAUAACAGAAGCAAAAAUGUAAAAUGCCCAGAAAGCUGGGACCCGGGGAAACUAUGGGCCUUG